Messenger RNA from Mangifera indica (mango), 1832 nucleotides. Its product is annotated as beta-1,6-galactosyltransferase GALT29A-like. The transcript has a single exon. The coding region runs from base 308 to 1612 and encodes 434 amino acids. Gene Ontology annotation, molecular function: sialyltransferase activity. NCBI's taxonomy places the organism in Eukaryota, Viridiplantae, Streptophyta, Magnoliopsida, Sapindales, Anacardiaceae. The record is from RefSeq and is a predicted model, not a curated record.
AUCAAAUGGUCUCUCUCCUUCAAAUCCUACCUACACAUCAAAUCAUUCUUUCAUGUCUUCCUAACUGAAAAUACAUGCAUUUGACAUUACUAUUUUUCUCCUUAAUUUCAGCUCAUCCCUUCUCUUCCUCCUCUUCUCCUUACCCACAUUCUUAGGGCUCCAUUUCAAUUCUUCUCAUUAUAUAAAUUCAAUCACUUCUCUCACUCACCAUGAAAUUUCCCUCCCUUCAUCCUAAUCUCUCUCUUACUACUAUAUUUCUGCUAAAGACUUCAUUUUUUCCUGAUUCAAUUUGACUUCCUUCUCCUGGAUGCCUAAGAUUCUUGAAGCUCACCAUGGAUCUCCUCUGCACAACUUCACGAUCUAUGCACCUUCUUGGCCUUUUUUAGCAAUACCCAUAAACUGCUUUGCUGAUUUUAUUGGCCAAAUGAAAAGGGCGUUUCGUCCUCUCUUGAGUAUAUUACUGCUCACAGUCUUGGCUGUUACUUUAAGCUUCCGAAUCAUUCACCACCGUGGCGGCGGUAGCUUCUUCAACUCGUUUGAGCUUGAAAAUAGGAUCUUUGUGCAAGAACAGCAACCUGAACCUCUCCCAGUGUUCAACUCUACUUUACUCAAGUAUGCCGCUAUUGAUUUAGCUGAGGAGAAAUCAAAGAAGGAGAUCGAGCAACUCUUGGAGGGGAAAUUUGCGAGCCAAGGACGGUACCGUACCGUCAACACGUGGCGGAGAUUUCAUAGCGAUGUCAGAACCAAGUCGUCCUCAGGACUCCCGGUAACGCUACGGUCCCCGUUGUUUUAUCGUUAUUGGCUAGAUUUUAGAAGGAAUUUGAAUGAAUGGGCUAAAAAGAAAAGAUUUCAAGCAGAUGUAAUGAAUGAAUUGGUUAGAUUAAUCAAGCAUCCUAUUGAUAGGCAGAAUGGAUUAUUGGGUGGUUCGGAUAAAAAGUAUCAGUCUUGUGCUGUUGUGGGAAAUAGUGGGAUUUUGUUGAAAAGUAAUUACGGAGCUUUGAUUGAUGGUCAUGAGAUCGUAAUAAGAUUGAACAAUGCCAGGAUUGAGAAGUUUGAGCCGAAUGUGGGGUUGAAAACCAAUGUAUCAUUUGUAAACAGCAAUAUUUUGCAUCUUUGUGCUAGGAGGGAAGGGUGUUUUUGUCACCCAUAUGGAGUGAAUGUUCCAAUGGUUAUGUAUAUUUGUCAGCCUGCGCAUUUCUUGGAUUAUAUUAUGUGCAAUGCAUCUCAUAAGGCACUCUUGCUUAUCACAGACCCCAGAUUUGAUCUGUUGUGUGCUAGGAUUGUGAAGUACUACUCGUUGAAACGUUUUGUGGAGGAGAUAGAGAAGCCGUUAGAGGAGUGGGGAUCUGCCCAUGAUGGUUCUAUGUUCCAUUACUCUUCUGGUAUGCAAGCUGUGAUGCUUGCUUUGGGAGUUUGUGACAAAGUUAGUAUAUUUGGUUUUGGGAAAUCUGCUUUAGCUAAGCAUCAUUACCAUACAAGCCAAAAGGCUGAGCUUCGGUUGCAUGAUUAUGAGGCAGAAUAUGCAUUUUAUCAUGAUCUAGUGGAAAAUCAACGGGCAAUACCAUUCAUUUCAGACAAAUUUAAGAUUCCUCCUGUGGUAAUUUACCACUGAAUUUUGGCCUGUUGGAUGUUCUGUAUUUUGUAAUUUGUUUAUUGUUGUCAUGUUGUUAUCAUGCUAAUUGGUCUUGCACUAGUGAAACAAGGAACACAUUUGUUCAAUACCUCUGUUUUGUAUUAUUGCCCUGUACCAUCAAAGGUGGUUUAGGGUGCUUGAAAUAUAAUACUGGAAUGUAGAACUGCAACAGAAAGGAUUCGUUACUGAUUUAGGCUAA